UUGGUCCCUUUUCCGGUUGUCGCACAUGAUUGAGCGCGUUUUACGUAGGAGCCAUGUGUUUACACGUUUUCGCGAGUGUUAUGUGACAUACUUUUUAUUUUACGAAAUAGAAAUGAGUUCUCAGAAAGGCAAUGUAUCUCGAACACGUGCUCAGAAGCACAAGAACACGACUGCCUUUAAAAAUGAUAAAUACGGAGCCACCGCGCAACAGAAGAAAGCGAAUGAAAAGGUCCAUGAUGGUGUAUGUCAGCACUGCAAAGAAGUCUUGGAAUGGAAAGUGAAGUACAAUAAAUACAAGCCUCUAACACAACAGCGCAAGUGUGUGAAGUGCUUGCAGAAGACUGUGAAGGAUGCUUACCACAUCAUAUGUAAGCCCUGUGCUCUGAAGUUGGAACUGUGUGCCAAGUGUGGAAAGAAAGAAGAGAUCGUAAUUCCGUUAGCGACACCACAAGAGGAGACUGACGCCACUGACCAAGCAAGUAAAGGGGGCCAUAUGAAGCCUAAAGGAGACAAGGAUGCUGAAGACUUUGAUGACCUUGACAGUAAUUGUGACCUCUCAGAGGACGGUCUAGAGUAGAGGCAAAAGGUGCAGAGCAAGAACCAAUCACAAGCCCACAGUGUUUGAACACACAGGACUUAUACAGAGGUCAGGCACAGUGCCUGGGAUCCUUCCACUGAAAAGCCACAGGGGUUUAUGACUUCAGAGAAAGUAAGGUGUACGUAACAUGACAACUGAUCAUGUUCAUUCUCUACAUGUUGCUGAUGAAAUUUCCUGUGUUCUGUAAAAUUUACCAGUUUAUUUUUAUGUGUGAAACUACUUUUCCAUUGUUUUCUCACAAAUGAAAUUGUAUUUGAGUAUUUGCAUUCUCUUACUACAUUUAUUAGUUGACUGGAUGGCCAAAUGAUUAAAACUGGUCUCAUGGCAUAAA
This is a messenger RNA of Alosa alosa (allis shad), 929 nucleotides long. RefSeq names its product chromosome 5 C9orf85 homolog (gene c5h9orf85). NCBI's taxonomy places the organism in Eukaryota, Metazoa, Chordata, Actinopteri, Clupeiformes, Clupeidae. The coding region runs from base 26 to 577 and encodes 183 amino acids. The transcript has 4 exons. The record is from RefSeq and is a predicted model, not a curated record.